Saccostrea cuccullata (small rock oyster) is the source of this 2488-nucleotide messenger RNA. Its product is annotated as RAD50-interacting protein 1-like. NCBI's taxonomy places the organism in Eukaryota, Metazoa, Mollusca, Bivalvia, Ostreida, Ostreidae. Gene Ontology annotation, cellular component: Dsl1/NZR complex. The coding region runs from base 5 to 2251 and encodes 748 amino acids. Gene Ontology annotation, biological process: retrograde vesicle-mediated transport, Golgi to endoplasmic reticulum; regulation of ER to Golgi vesicle-mediated transport; endoplasmic reticulum to Golgi vesicle-mediated transport. The record is from RefSeq and is a predicted model, not a curated record. The transcript is spliced from 14 exons.
AAACAUGGAUGCGCCCAUGUCAUUAGAAGAAUGUAAAGAAAAUGCAGUUAAAAUAGUGAAUAGCAAGUUUGGGAAUGACGUUAAAUCUUUAUCUGACCUAAAGUCAUUUUAUUUAGAAACCAAAGCAACUACAGAGGCAUUGGAAAGUCGACUUGCACUUACUGAAUGGGAUAUUCCUCCUGAAGUUGAUGAGGCAUUGAAGAAUGCAGAAGAGGCACAAACCUCAAUAAAAUCCCUACAGAAGAAGAGUGAUUCUCUACAUGGUGAGGUCGUAGAUCAUUGUAAAACACUGAAGAGUCUGGUGGAUGAUCUGACUCCCCUCAUUAAUCAGAUAGAUGAACUCGAGAAAUACAGGCACUACUUAUCAUGUGUCACUCACAUAGAAAACAUCAGUAUUCAGAUUCACUCGGCGUUGACGGCCAACAGAACAGCUGUAGCUGUGGAGGAGUUCUGUUCCAUGUCCGAGUAUUACUUACAGAAACAGAGUUCACAAUGUCAAAAUCUCCUACAGUUCCUCAAAGAAACAAUCAUGUUCUGGUACAACAUACUCAAAGAAAAACUCUCAAGUUUGUUGGAGGAGAGUUUGAAGGUGGUAGGGUGGCCAUUAAUUGCGACAGCAGUGAAAGCUCCCCCAGUCCCUUCAGACCCGUCACUUAAUAUGGAUGCCAUUUUCCUACAACUACUUCUUUUACAAUUACCAGAUGCAUUGAGUGUGGAAGUAGAGAAGAAGACACUGAAUUUCAUGUCUCAGGAUUUCUCAUUUAAACCAUUACUCCUGCCAAUUCAACAUUUAGUUACUCCUCUACACAAACGAUUUAAAUUCCACUUUUAUGGCAAUAAACAGACAAAUAACUGGGAAAAGCCAGAGUGGUACUUUGGUCAAGUGUUGAACUGGAUAAGGGACCACUCCUCCUUCUUAGACCAGAGAAUACAACCCCUAUUGGAGAUUGCUGGACUUUAUGCAGUUGAUGCAAAGGUGGAGUUUAUGCGGGGCCUGGUGGUGCUUGUGAUGGAGAAGAUGGCCUCUGACCUGCCUACCAUUAUGGAGGAUGAGCACCUGUUCUGCCACCUGGUGGACGAAGCUAUUUUCUUUGACCACGAGCUUCAUCAGAUUUAUGACUAUCCUGCAGGCCUGAACAGUAGCAUGGAUCUCCUGACUGUGCCUAAAGUGUUUGAACGAUGGAUUGAAAUUGAAAAGAAGUUUGCCAUUGAGAAGAUGGAUGCUUUGCUAUCUUCUUCAACUGCGUGGGAGUCUCAGUACAAAAACAUAGCAGACAUUGACACUUUAAAAGUCCCAGAGUGUGGGGAGAGCUUCAUUACUCUUAUGUCCACCAUUACUGACAGGUACAAGUAUUUGCCCUCUCCAGACCACAGACUGAAGUUUCUCAGCAUGCAGUUAGAAUUACUGGAGGACUUCAGAAUCCGUCUGGUUCAAGUGAUGAAAGAAGUUACCCAUAAUUCUCUAGGCGACACAUUUUGCGCCAUAUUAAAUGCUGUUCAUUACAUAACAGAGGUCCUGAGAGAAUGGUGCAAUACUACUUUUUUUGUGGAGCUACAAUACCACAGUGCCACCCGCCCAGUUGAAUUAACCCCAGAUUCCAGUGAGGAAAGUAAAAAGAUGCCUGUAAGAGGGGGAGGAUUCACAGCUGACAGGAGCGUGUUUGAUGAAGGGAUAGACCUGUUUGACAAGUUAAAGGUAGAAAUGGAGAAGAAUAUACUUACCCAUGCCUUCUUAGAUGUUCAGGCUAGAUCUCAACCAUAUAGAAAAAUGAAAUGGAAAACUCUAGAGGACUCCCCUGAUCUUUCACUUUCUAUGCCAGCCUGUGAAAUGUUGAUGGUUCUCAGGGACCAUCUCACAACAAUGAACAGAAAACUUAGCAAACCAAUAUUUGUCAAAAUGUGGAGAAAGUUAGCUGACAAAAUGAGCAAGUUUAUGUUGGAUGAGGUGGUUCUACAGAACAGAUUCAAUGAGGCUGGAGCUAAACAGUUGGAGUUUGAUAUGACUAGGAACCUGUUUCCUCUGUUUGGAGAAUACACCACAAAACCACAGAAUUACUUCAGACAAAUUAACGAGGCCUGUGUGUUGCUGUGUCUGCGUGUGGGAUCAGCGCUUCUGCUGCGUGAGGUAUUGAUGUCUGACGACAGUAUUCCUGAGAAAGAGCAGGCAUUACAAGAUGUCGCAGUGUAUAAACUGCCACCACAGGUGGCUCUAAAUGUUCUCAACUCUCGAACCAACUUAUCUGUGACGUGAUCUGUGACAUGACAUGAUCUGUGACAACUGUGUUUUAAUGUAGUAGGGACGCAAACACUAAAAUUAAGUCUUUCAGUAUACUCCUAAUGUACAGUGUACAUUUGUGAAGUUUUACAGUACCAGUCAAUAUAUACUUUAUUUAAAAUAUACAUGUACCAGUUGGGAAGUUAUUCUCCUUUAAAUAUUUACCUAUGAUAAUUUAUCAAUGUAACAAAUGGUCAAUAUUAGUUGCUUGAA